AUGUUCAAUUCAACUCAAGAGCCUGACAUUCCUGCAGCUCUGGCAUUGCUCAAUCAUUUAAGCAAUGAUGAACUCAAAGAAAUACUUAACAAUGAAGGAAAAUUUGAAGAAGUUGUCAAAGACAUUAAACAGUUUAAAGAGCUGGAAACAGAAAAAGAAAUGCUAAUGGCCAGUAAUCGUUCACUUGCUGAAUUUAAUUUGGCAAAACAACCUGAAUUGGAAGAGAGUAAAAAAAUACUCUUAGAACUUGGAGAGAAAGGCAAUGCUUUAUGUUUGAACAUACAAAGAAUUAUGAACGAUAUAAAGAGCAAAUCGGAUUGUCUGUCAGUAGAUACGGCAAUGGAACUUUUGCAAUCUUCAGCUACAGAAAUAGAAGAAGAAUCUGAGAAACACGCUGAAAAUUUUCUUGCUGGAAAUUUGGAUGUUGAUGAAUUUUUAGAGCAGUUCCUUGUUAAACGUAAACUGAUGCAUUUACGUAAAGUUAAAAUUGAUAAAAUGAAAGAAUUGAGAAAAAAAUCAAAGUUUCCUAAAAGUGGGUCAAACUACCCACAAGGUCGCAGUUUUUCUGACACAGGUGUUCCAUAUCCUACAGGUCCUGUAUCAAUGCCAAUGCCAGUGACAUCAUGUUUUCGACCCUAUUAA
This is a messenger RNA of Cotesia congregata, 642 nucleotides long. The record is from the annotation of a GenBank genome assembly. Lineage: Eukaryota; Metazoa; Arthropoda; Insecta; Hymenoptera; Braconidae.